Aspergillus clavatus NRRL 1 is the source of this 1743-nucleotide messenger RNA. RefSeq lists its product as uncharacterized. Bases 1 to 1743 code for a protein of 580 amino acids. The transcript has a single exon. Lineage: Eukaryota; Fungi; Ascomycota; Eurotiomycetes; Eurotiales; Aspergillaceae. The record is from RefSeq and is a predicted model, not a curated record.
AUGCCGAAAAAGCAUCGCAAACAUACCUUUGCAAAGCCAGUCAGCCCUGCUCAUCAUACAUUAGUAUCCUCAGGCCGUAGCCAUCAAAAUGAUCCGUUUCGAACAUCGCAGGCUUCGUCCUCUUCCUCGUCAGCACCAUCGGUGAACGACCUGCUCAACCAUCUUCGUCGCACACAGGUAUCUCGGUCGCCUGAAGAUGGCGCAGGAAGCCCUUCCAGAUUCCUUGCUCCUCGAACCGUGCAUCCUUCGCUGCGAAACUUGCUCGAGCUCCCGGAGACCCCGCCACCCCGCCCCCGCCCGGAAGCACGGCGCGCGGGAGUCACCGGACGAAGACUGAGGAGGACGCCUGGACCACCGCCGCCCGAGAGCUGGCUUUUGGGCAGUCAAGAUGCAAAUACGGCCGACGGGGAUGAGGCGAGUGUCGCCGAGGCGGCGCACAUGGAACGAGUCAUCUAUCGGCUAGAUCGACUUCCGGGGACGACGUUCCCACGCAAGUCGGACUUGCUGCAUAUGGUUCUCAAAUCCAUGGCCUCGCAUUGGGCGUGGCAUAUUGAGUACGAUGGGGAUUUCUUGGCUGUGCUCCCCAGUCAUAUCAAGGUCUUGCUGCUGAGCUACAUCGCUAUUUACGCGAGGGAUCAACCUUUGGCAGGCAUGAUGCACGGACUAAGGCCGUUGAUCGAGAAGUCUGGUGCUGAGCACGCGGAAUCUGGAACUGGAAAUGAUUUACUCCCCGAUAGUGACCUGGAGAUCACGCGAUUGGAUCUUAGCAGUGCGCUGGGACGGUGGAUGACCAUGAAACAGGUUUCUCACGAGCUCUCCAUCUCGAAGAAGGCGGAACGGGAUCUUCCGCAACACAAGGCUAAAGGGGUUAUUCCUCAGUCGUGGGAAGAUUUAGAUGGCGGAGACGAGAUUCUCACCCCCAUACCCAAAGCGCCAACUCACGGUCUUCGCUUCGAAAACCUGCGCUUCCUCUCCUUGGCGCAUCCAAAACCCGCCACCGUCAACUGGAAUUCUCUCAUCGACCUCCUCUCCCGUCUAUCAACACUCACUCAUCUUUCUCUGGCACACUGGCCUAGCCCCACCAUAAUCCCUAACGCUAUCAACGCGCGAGUCAGACACCCAACCCAACGAUCCCUCACAUUCGCCUACGGCGGCACAGAUUCCUAUUCCGGGAUCGAAAACAACUGGGCCGAAGCAGCAGGUAUCCUCCGCAGACUCUCGCGCGUCACAUACUGCCUCAAAUGGCUGGAUCUCGAGGGUUGUGGUGACUGGAUCCCAGCGCUGAAUUGGGAAGGCAUGGGCCCGGACGGCGAGGCGCUCCUGACUGGCCCUGAAUGGAAUAGAUCCUGGAGGGAUAUUGAAUUCGUCCGCCUGGGCCCCGGAUGGCUUCCUCAUAUCGACGACAGUGAACUGGAUGUAUUGGCUGGUCGCCCGGGCGGGCGACCUCCUGUGUCCCUGUCUCGAUCGCUGACGUCAUCCAUGCAUGCGCCAGCACAAGCGGUGUCCGACUCUUCGGAUCUCCCAUGGGAUGUAGAGUUUGAGCGAAUCAAGUAUAGACGGGCCAAGGAGUUGGAACACUAUCGGGAGACGCAGCGUGCUGCGAAAGCGGUCCAGAGACAGGUCCUUCAAAUCAGGCAGGCCGGUCGAGGCAAGUGGGUGCAUUUUUCCUUUGGAUUGGAGGGGAUGGAUGAGGAUACGCUCAAGGGUUUACUUGGGCCCGAUUAUCUGAGCUUUGUCCAUUGA